Molecule: messenger RNA, 2085 nt
Organism: Clunio marinus
Lineage: Eukaryota; Metazoa; Arthropoda; Insecta; Diptera; Chironomidae
Source: the annotation of a GenBank genome assembly
GUAAAGUAAUAGCGUUUAAGUUCGAUAAAUAUUAGUUUAGUAUAGAAUUAUCUAUCAGAAAGUUAUAAAGGUUUACCAAAAUGGAUGUAACGGAUAAAGCAUCAACAUUCAAACGUGGCUCCGAUCCAAGACUCAUAACAACUCGUGGAAAACUUCAGAACAGAAGAUGUAAACUGAAUCAGGAAAUCAACAAAGAGCUUCGUUUACGGGCUGGAGCGGAAAAUCUUUACAAAGCAACUUCUAAUAAAAAGCUUCGAGACAAAAUAAAUUUAGAAUUGAGUUUUAUGAACUCAACACUUCAGCUUUUGAAAGAGCAAUUAGCCGAAUUGAAUUCAGCGGUUGAUGUGUACCAACACGAAAAGCAUGAAGAUUAUUUACCGAUGAUUCCGCUUGGACUGAAAGAGACAAAAGACGUUGAUUUUUUUGAACAAUUCUCCGAUUUUAUUCUCGAGCAUUAUUCGGUCGAUCCGGCAAACUUCGAAGAUGCCAUACUUGACUUGAUCGACACAAGACAGGCUACGAGAACACCAACCAGAGACAUAGAGCUGCAUGGUGUAGAUUUGCUAUGUAAAUAUUACAACCUUCUUUAUUUCGCUGAACGAAGAUUUUUUCCCGUCAAUCGGAACUUAGGAUUGUACUUUGAAUGGUACGACUCACUAACAGGUGAGCCAACGUGUCAAAAAACUAUUACGUUGGAGAAAGCAUCAACUCUUUUUAACAUUGCUGCACUCUAUACACAAAUCGGUGCAAAACAAGACCGUACGCAACUUAAGGAACUCAAUGGCGCUGUUGAUUGUUUCUUAAAAGCUGCAGGAAUUUUCCAACAUAUUAUUGAAACAUUUACAAACGCUCCAUCAACCGACUUAAAGCCGUUUGUGCUUGAAGUGUUUGUAUAUUUAAUGAGAGCGCAAGCACGAGAAUGCAUCUUAAAGCGACUUCAAAUGGAAAAUUCGCGAGAUUACGAAAUUCUACUUAUCGAAGCGCAAUGUCUUAUGCGAGAAUACAGUAAAAUACAUUACGACGUACAAAGCAAUGAAAUCAAUUUUCCUGCAUGUUGGGAGGCGUUAAUACCAUUGAAGACAGAAUACUUCAAAGCAUUAUCACACGUGUACUUUGCGAAAAGUAUUUCAAAAAGCGACACUGUAAAAAACGAGAUCAUUGAUGAGAAGCACCGUUUGAAGACGAUAAAAGCACAUUUGCAAGCAUCACAAGCGAGUCAUGAAGAGAUUUUAAGAUUGCAACGGAUGUGUCGGGAGCUUAGAAACAAAAUUAACAUAGCCAAAGUUCUUCACAACUUGGAAGAAUGUAUUGUAAAUGAAAUGUUCACGUUACCUGAGAAUAUUAAAGACGAUGAAGGUGAAAUUAUCGACACGACUCUGAAAGAAGCACAAUCAAAGUACACGUUAGUUAAUACAGCGCCAGAUUUUGGUAAAGUCGACGAUCCAUUUAGAGACCUUGGACCGAUCACAGUUUUCUCUGCAAGGCGAUCUUGGUCAGCGCCACGAAGUGUUAGACUACAUAAAACUGACUAUCAAACAAGAAGCUAUGGAACGGAAGAAUUUGGAUUCUCCAUAAAGAGCGAGUCUCCAGUGAUGAUAUCAAGUGUGGACAUCAAUUCUGUCGCUGAUUUAGGUGGCAUCAAAGUUGGAGACUAUAUAGUAGAAAUAGCAGGACAUGAGGCUAAAUGGUUUACGCAAUCGCAAAUUCUAGAAAAUAUUAGAGCUUCUAUGAACACGUUAGACUUGAAAGUCAUUACACCAAUGAUUUAUCAAAAACAGGAUUCUGCAGACAAAAACAAGAAGCUGGAAAGUUAUGCCGAAUCUUCAUCGGGAUUUUCAUCAGGAGCAUCAAGUCCAACAAAUACAAACAAGCCAAUUAAGGGGCGCUUUGCAGGUGUUUGGAAUCGCUUGAAAGCACACAGUAUUCAAAAAGGAUUGUUUCAUCAUUAAAAGAAAAUAAAAAAUAUCAAAGAAGCGAAAUUAUGUUAAAUUUUUUAAAUUAUUAUUAAUAUUAGAAAAAACUUUAAAUAUUUAAUUUAUGAAAAUAAAAAAGAAACGUGAUGAAUUCUUUGAUGUUAAGCAUAAA